Molecule: messenger RNA, 3063 nt
Organism: Oncorhynchus masou masou (cherry salmon)
Lineage: Eukaryota; Metazoa; Chordata; Actinopteri; Salmoniformes; Salmonidae
Gene: vkorc1
Product: vitamin K epoxide reductase complex, subunit 1
Exons: 3
Coding region: 97-606 (169 amino acids)
Biological process (GO): peptidyl-glutamic acid carboxylation; blood coagulation; vitamin K metabolic process
Molecular function (GO): vitamin-K-epoxide reductase (warfarin-sensitive) activity
Source: RefSeq, a predicted model, not a curated record
CUCACGACACACACCGACUCUCUGACUGGCGACCAGCCGGGAUUGAAAAGGUUGUCCGUAGUAGGCUCGAAUAACUUAAUUGAAAGGCAAUAGAACAUGGCAUCGAAUAGUUGCAGUGGAGUUCCCAAAUGGGAGAGAAAAACACGUUUGUUUCUUUGUAUCUUCGGUUUGUUUUUGUCAUUCUAUGCUCUGCACGUUGAGAUUUCGCGAGAGAGGGACCCUGAGUAUCGGGCGAUGUGCGACCUAGGAGAUUCUGUGAGCUGCUCUAAAGUUUUCACCUCGAGAUGGGGACGUGGUUUUGGGCUUGUACAGUUCUUCUUUGCUAAAGACAGUGUACUGAAUCAACCCAACAGUCUGCUGGGGAUCAUUUUCUACACAUUGCAACUGGCUCUGGGUCAGUCUGUGUCCAGUAGGGCAGCGUUCCUCCUGGUCUUGGCCUCCUGGGUGUCCAUGGCUGGAUCGCUGUACCUAGCCGGAGUACUUGCCUUCAUUCUGGGAGAUUUCUGCGUGGUCUGCGUCUCAACCUAUGUGGUUAACUUUUUGCUGCUCUUCACCAAUCUGAAGAGGAGGACGGGACUGGAAGCAGUCAAGACAAAGACUGGCUGAGAGACUAUCUUUGUGUGCAUCUCAAUAGUCUAAGUAGUUUUUUCCCCCUUGCCUUCCACCCUACUGCACUGAUAAUAUACAGCGUAUUCAGAAAGUAUUCAGACCCCUUGACUUUUUCCACAUUUUGUUACGUUAGACUUAUUCUAAAAAUACGAUUUAAGAAAUUUUUGCACUUUUAAGAAAAAUGGAAAUAUGACAUUUUACUUAAGUAGUCAGACCUUUUACUCAGUACUUUGUUGAAGCACCUUUGACAGCGAUUACAGCCUUGAGUGUUCUUGGGUAUCACGCUACAAGCUUGGCAACCCUGCAUUUGGGGAGUUUCUCCCAUUCAUCUCUGCAGAUCCUCUCAAGCUCUGCUAGGUUGGACGGGGAGCGUCAUUGCACAUCUAUUUUCAGGUCUCUCCAGAGAUGUUUGAUCGGGUUCAAGUCCGGGCUCUGGCUGGGCCACUCAGGACAUUCAGAGACUUGUCCCGAAGCCACUCCUGCAUUGUCUUGGCCGUGUGCUUAGGGUCGUUGUCCUGUUGGAAGGUGAACCUUCACCCCAGUCUGAGGUCCAGAGCGCUCUGGAGCAGGUUUUCAUCAAGGAUCUCUGUACUUUUCUCCGUUCAUCUUUCCCGCAAUCCUGACUAGUCUCCCAGUCCCUGCCCCUGAAAAACAACCCCACAGCAUGAUGGCGUCAGGUUUCCUCCAGACGUGAUGUUGGGCAUUCAGGCCAAAGAGUUCAAUCUUGUUUCAUCAGACCAGAGAAUCUUGUAUCUCAUGGUCUGAGAGUCCUUUAUGUGCGUUUUGGCAAACUCCAAGCGGGUUGUCAUGUGCAAACCCCAAGCGGAUGGCUUCUGUCUGGCCAUUCUAUCAUAAAGGCCUGAUUAGUGGAGUGCUACGGAGGUGGUUGUCCUUCUGGAAGGUUCUCUCAUCUCCACAGAGGAACUCUGGAGCUCUGUCAGAGUGACCAUCAGGUUCUUGGUUUUAUUUUUUUUAUUAACUAUGCAAGUCAGUUAAGAACACAUUCUUAUUUACAAUGACGGCCUACCAAAAGGCAUAAGUCCUCCUGCAGGGGACAGGGGCCUGGGAUAAAAAAUAAAUACAAUAUAAAUAUAGGACACAACAAGAGAGACAACACUACAUAAAGAGAGACCUGGUAACCUCCCUGACCAAGGCCCUUCUCCCCCGAGUGCUCAGUUUGGCCCGGGAGGCCAGCUCUAGGAAGAGUCUUGGUGGUUCCAAACUUCUUUCAUUUAAGAAUGAUGAAGCCACUGUGUUCUAUUGGACUUUCAAUGCUGCAGACAUUUUUUGGUACCCUUCCCCAGUCUGUGUCUUGACAUAAUCUUGUCUUGGAUCUCUAUGGACAAUUCCUUCGACCUCAAGGCUUGGUUUUUGCUCUGACAUGCACUGUCAACUGUGGGACCUAAUAUUGACAGGUGUGUGCCUUUCCAAAUCAUGUCCAGUCAAUUGAAUUGACAACAGGUGGACUCCAAUCAAGUUGUAGAAACAUCUCAAGGAUGAUCAAUGGAAGCAGGAUGCACCUGAACUCAAUUUCAAAUCUCAUAGCAAAUACUUAUGUAAAUAAGGUGUGUUUUUUUACUCUGAAUACAUUAGUAAAAGAAAUCUACAAACCUGUUUUCGCUUUGUCAUUAUGGGGUAUUGUGUGUAGAUUGAUGAGAAUUAUUAUUUUUUGUCCAUUUUAUAAUAAGGCCACGUCACAAAAUGUGAAAAAAGCCAAGAGGCCUGAAUACUUUCCAAAUGCACUGUAUACAGUUAAAUGUGCCAUUUAGUAGACACUUUCAUCCAAACUGACUUACAGCCAUGCGCGUAUACAUUUUUUGUAUAGGUGGCCCCAGUGGGAAAUCAAACCCAUCAUCCAUGGGUUGCAAGCACCAUGCACUACUACCUACUGAGCCACCCAGAACCAGCACUAAUCUUAACUGAUAAAAGAACUGGACAGGUGAAAGCAAAUCCCCCAAUAGACCUGAUACUUAUUGCUUUUCACCAGUCAACCAAACCUUUUCCAAUCAGUGGAAACAGUGAGGAAAGGAGAUGAGGUGAGGCAGCCACUUAACAUUGUUGAGAUGCACCCUGCAUUUUAUUACGUGCCCGCAGGCAGUUGAAUUGGGUACAAAAAAUUGGUUACUGGCAAAGAAAAUAAGCUAAAUGGAUCCUGUGAAAAUUAAGCAUAGGAUUCUUUCAGACCCAAUGUAUCAUUACUAAGGACAUUGAUGUAUCAGUGACAGAUGAGCCGUAUUGUUCUUGCAUUGGAUGCUCUUGGGACUGGUACAACGGGUUGAGUACAUUAUAAUUAUGAUACGACAUACCCCUUUUCUGAAGUGAAAGCAGUUAUUCCAUCCACCCUUAUCGACCAAUUCACAUUAUACUUACAUCAUCCAGACUGUUACAGAUAAAUGGGCCAAUUAAUUCAAUGUCUGUUUCUUUUAAUAGAAUAAAAUCGUGUGUUCUCUCAUA